GCAUGCAAUAUGAAGACCUGUCAAUCCAGUCCUUUGGAUUCAGGCACAGAAUCAGACCUUCAGUGCAGAAGUGGGCCAGGCUGCGUGGUGAAGUGCAGCUCAGAAAGGAUGGAGAAUGCUGCCAAGAGAAGACUGGCUGCCAAUGCCAGGGAGAGGAGACGGAUGCAGGGGCUGAACACGGCCUUCGACCGGUUGAGAAAGGUGGUGCCACAGUGGGGUCAGGAUAAGAAGCUGUCCAAGUAUGAGACCCUGCAGAUGGCUUUGAGUUAUAUCAUGGCUCUCACUAGAAUACUUGCUGAAGCAGAGAGAUACAGUACUGAGAGAGAAUGGAUUAGCCUUCAGUGUGAACACUUCCAUCCCGAGAGCUACCACCAUUACACAGGACAGAAGCCGGCAGCGGGCAGCGAUCCCUUUGCACAGCGAAUAUUCACCUAUCACCCUGAACACUUCCAGCUAGCUAAUUAGAACUCA
Messenger RNA from Chaetura pelagica (chimney swift), 471 nucleotides. RefSeq names its product atonal homolog 7 (Drosophila) (gene ATOH7). Gene Ontology annotation, molecular function: protein dimerization activity. Bases 10 to 465 code for a protein of 151 amino acids. Lineage: Eukaryota; Metazoa; Chordata; Aves; Apodiformes; Apodidae. The transcript has a single exon. The record is from RefSeq and is a predicted model, not a curated record. Gene Ontology annotation, biological process: neural retina development; regulation of DNA-templated transcription.